AUGAGCGAACAAAACAUAGAUUACGAUUUUCCAAUGCUUGUAAAGGACGGGUGGUGCAAGCAGGAGGUACUGCUCUUGAUUAAGUUGUUGAAUGAACAUCGUGGAGAUUUCCGCAAGGUCGGAGAAGAGAUGAGACGUUCAGCUCGUGAAUGUCGUAAAAAAUGGUCAUCCGAUCUAAGGCAUUUGACAACUUUUCCCGUGAGGCCUAGAUCGUGA
Molecule: messenger RNA, 216 nt
Organism: Acaulospora morrowiae
Lineage: Eukaryota; Fungi; Glomeromycota; Glomeromycetes; Diversisporales; Acaulosporaceae
Source: the annotation of a GenBank genome assembly